AUGGCGGUGUACCCAGCAGUCACAAUGCAGCCAGGCAUGUUCCGCUCCCCAGAGAACCUUAAGACGGAACCCUGGGCCAGCGGUCUCUUCGACUGUUGUGAGGACAUGGGCAUCUGUUGCUUUGGCUUCUGGUGCCCUCCAUGUCUCAUGUGUCGUACUUCCCAAGAAAUGGGAGAGGGUCUUUGUCUCCCCCUGGUGGAUCUCCUCUUCUCAGCACCAGUCCCCCCCAUCGCCUUAGCCUUAAGGGUCUCACUGAGGGAGAGGAACCGUAUUCAGGGUUCUGUGUGUGACGACUGUUGCAUGGUCACCUGCUGCACGUGGUGCGUCUGGUGUCAGAUGGCACGGGAGGUCAGGAAGAGACGCCAGCCGCUGCUCAACAAUGCCCAGAUAACCGUCUGUGCCACCGUGCCACAGGCCUAUCAACCUCCUAUGGUGAUGCCCCUGCAUGUACCAGUGUACCCGCCGCCAUACCCAAAGUGA
Messenger RNA from Sardina pilchardus (European sardine), 480 nucleotides. RefSeq names its product plac8 onzin related protein 6 (gene ponzr6). Lineage: Eukaryota; Metazoa; Chordata; Actinopteri; Clupeiformes; Clupeidae. The coding region runs from base 1 to 480 and encodes 159 amino acids. The record is from RefSeq and is a predicted model, not a curated record. The transcript is spliced from 3 exons.